Messenger RNA from Aspergillus caelatus, 897 nucleotides. Its product is annotated as Alpha/Beta hydrolase protein. The record is from RefSeq and is a predicted model, not a curated record. Bases 1 to 897 code for a protein of 298 amino acids. NCBI's taxonomy places the organism in Eukaryota, Fungi, Ascomycota, Eurotiomycetes, Eurotiales, Aspergillaceae. The transcript is spliced from 2 exons.
AUGCUGCCAAGUCUCCCUGCUGGAGGCAGGACAUUAGUGUACUCAACUGUCGACGGACACGACAUUAAGCUAGACUACUACUUGCCCGCUGUAGAAGAAGGAUGUUUGCCAGCGGUAAUCUAUUACCACGGCGGUGGAAUGACAGCUGGUUCGCGGCGGAGUAUAGGUUUCCAACACUGGUUAUAUGGAGAAGGCUUCCAACAGGCGCUCCCAGAAGCCAUCUCACUAGACACAAGUCGGAUAGCAGUGACUGGCUUCUCCGCCGGGGCCUAUUCCGCCCGUGCGGCGUGUGUGUACGCUACCCCCAAACCAGCAGUUCUUCUAACAGGCUAUGGAAGCGCGGGCGACUGGCUUUUGGAUCACUGGACCACGGGCCGGCCGCCGACCUCCAUUGCCAAGUUCGUUGAUCUCAAUAAGGUCCCAAAGCUGCUUGCAGACAAGACGGUUGUGAGUGAUGAUACGCCCGAAAGUGGCAUCAUGUCUAACCGCUUCGCUCUUACUGUCCGGUGGGAAUUGGAUGGCACGUUCCUCGACGGAUCCAUUGGCCGGCCUGGAUUAGGUGCAGAGUUGAAUAAGCUGGAGUAUGCACAGCGAGCUACGGCGAUUCCCGAGGACUUAAAACCGGCCUUCCUCCAGUUAUUUGUCACGGAAAACUACCCUCCAUCUGUGUUCGUGCAUGGAACAGCUGAUGAAGUCGUUCCUGACCAGGAGAGCAAGCAUCACCAUGAGCAGUUAAAGCAGGUUGGGGUCAAGACAGAAUUACUGCUUGUAGAGAAUGGACCGCAUGGCUUGGUAGACUUUAGUUCUGGAAUGCCGCCGGGUCCCGCGAAGGGGUCAGUGGAGGCCUAUGACAGAGCUUUUGAGUUUGUUACGGAGGUGUUUGAUGCUGUUAAAUAA